This is a messenger RNA of Linum trigynum, 2068 nucleotides long. The record is from the annotation of a GenBank genome assembly. Lineage: Eukaryota; Viridiplantae; Streptophyta; Magnoliopsida; Malpighiales; Linaceae.
UACCUCAGCAACGGACUGAGCCCGAUACUCGCAGUUUUUCUUCUUUUGACUGAACCGGUACACUCAGUUAGCUCCAGUGAUGGCAGCGGAGAAACAGGGAGCCACCCAGCCGGCGGCAAAGGACCCGGCGGAGAUCAAUGACGCGCCGCCAGAUGUCGAGUCCCAAAUUAGGACUGCCAUGCGGUCUCGCGUCGACUACUUCAAAGAUCAAGCAGAUUCUUUGACAUUUGAGGGAGUAAGGAGGGUUUUGGAAAAGGACUUGGGUCUGGAGAAAUUUGCGUUGGAUGUGCAUAAGAGAUUUGUGAAGCAAUUGCUGCUGGAGUGCAUGCAGGGCGCUGUUGAUGGUAGUGGCCAUCAGGAUUCAACAGAAAAGGUUGCAAAAGCCGCAUGUUCAAUUGAAGAAGAAGCAGCAGAAAUACCUGGAGGGGAUGUAUCAAAAAUUGACACAAAGGAUCAUGAUAGCGAGGAGGAGAAAAUGGAAGAUUCCCCUGUAAUGGGACUUAUGACAGGUCAUAAGAAAUCUAAAACAGAAACUAAUAAGAACAAAGAUAUUGAGAAGAAAGUGCCAAGCGAGAGCAUCAUAAAAAAGGCAAUUUUGAAGAGGGCUUCAUAUAUUGGAGCUAACUCUGAAAGCAUUACAAUGGCUGGACUGCGUCGACUUCUAGAGGAAGAUCUUAAACUUGAUAGUGGUGCACUUGAUCCCUUCAAGAAGUUUAUAAGCACUCAGUUAGAUGAGGUAUUGCAGUCUCCUGAAAUCUACACUUCGAAGAAGAAAACUGUGACGAAUAAAUCCCACGAUAGAAGUGCUAAAAGAGUGAGCAUUGAUGUGAGAUCAGAUUCGUCAGGCAAGGUUGAAGAUGAGCAGGAUGUAGAUGAAGCAAAACCUAAACGUAAGGUUGGUUCAAAAGAGAGGACAGUGAGCACUGAGGGUCCAAAAAAACGGAAAAGUUCUGAGAAGGAAUCCAAGGUAUCUGGUAAUAAGCAAAGCAAGCGUCCGAAAACUUCAUCACAUGACAAUAGCGAAUCAGCAGAUGAAGUAAAUGCCUCUGACAAUGGUGAUUCUCAGUCGUCACAGGAAAAGCAAGUGAAGAAAAGGGAACCUUCUACUCCUGCCCCGAUAUAUGAAAAGCGUGUGGAGCAUCUCAAAUCUGUUAUCAAAUCUUGUGGGAUGAGUGUUCCGCCAGCUAUAUAUAAGAAGGUGAAGCAGGUGCCUGAAAAUAAACGUGAGGCAGAGCUAAUAAAAGAACUUGAGGCUAUACUUUCUAGAGAAGACUUGUCAUCUUAUCCUUCCGAAAAAGAAAUAAAAGAAGUUAGGAGGAGAAAGGAGAGAGCCAAAGAACUUGAGGGCAUUGACAUGAGCAACAUUGUGUCCAGUUCACGGAGGAGGUCAACAAGCAGUUAUGUCCCUCCUCCUAAGCCACCUAAAGUACCUAUUGAAAGUGAUAGCGACACUGAUGAAGCAGAGGAUGAUGAUGAUGAUGACAAUAAUGAGCAUGAAGAUGUGGACAACGAUGUGGAUGAAGAAAGCCGGAGUGAGGAGCUCGAGGACGAGGAGUAAUAGGGGGCACAGAGAAUGAAAUCACCGAAGGGCUGAUUGUUUGCUCGUUGAUUGACUGUUUGAAGCCUCUGCCGGGUCAACUGAAACUAGAGAUACGUAUUCUAUUUAGUUAGUUGCUUCUAUAUCCUGUUCCUAUUUUUUGCCACCUCUCUUCGUGGAUUCUCUCUUAUCAUUGCUUAGAAGCAGGUUUAGUAGGAAGGAUAGUCACAUCUAAUGGUCGGUAUAAGCAUAGAACUUCGUCGCAGCUGGUCCGAAUAGGGAUGUCAAUAUGUUAUGCUGUUGUUGAUUGGAUGAAUCGUUCAGUUAUGAGGUGACCCCUGUUCCGACUUUGUGGUCUAAAGUAGUUUAGUGGCCUGGCUCUAUGGAUUGAGUCAUGGGAUCCGUCAAAGUGCAGUUUAGGUAUUUGGCUGUGGGUGCUUUCCUGGUGUAAUAUUUGAAAUUGUGAAAUAUUAUUGUAAUCUUAUAUGAUAACUCUCUUUAUGCGGGAAGAAAGAAAGUUGGAGUUCCAUG